Colletotrichum siamense is the source of this 498-nucleotide messenger RNA. It is a transcript of the gene LSM4, whose product is annotated as putative U6 snRNA-associated Sm-like protein LSm4. The record is from RefSeq and is a predicted model, not a curated record. The transcript has 3 exons. Bases 1 to 498 code for a protein of 165 amino acids. Gene Ontology annotation, cellular component: P-body; U6 snRNP; spliceosomal tri-snRNP complex. Gene Ontology annotation, biological process: nuclear-transcribed mRNA catabolic process; P-body assembly; mRNA splicing, via spliceosome. Lineage: Eukaryota; Fungi; Ascomycota; Sordariomycetes; Glomerellales; Glomerellaceae. Gene Ontology annotation, molecular function: U6 snRNA binding.
AUGGUACGUAUGCCCGCGCCGCAUCUCAUGCUCAGAGCAUGCAGAGGCGACUGCGAUUCUGAUGUUUUAUUCGCUUUUGCCACCGCAUGUUUGGCUAAUUCUGGCCCGCUCUCGCAGUUACCCCUCGGUCUUUUGAACGCUGCCCAAGGGCACCCCAUGCUCGUAGAGCUCAAGAACGGCGAAACGCUGAACGGCCACCUCGUCAUGUGCGACACUUGGAUGAAUUUGACGUUGAAGGAGGUCGUGCAGACGAGUCCGGAAGGUGACAAGUUUGUUAAGAUACCCGAGGUUUACGUGAAGGGAAACAACAUUAAAUACCUCCGAGUUCCCGACGAUAUUAUCGAUCUGGUCAAGGAGAACCAGCAGAACAACCAGGGAGGUUUCCGCGGAGGCAGGGGCGGACAAUCGAGAGGCGACCACGGCGGUCGUGGCGGAGACAGGGGACGUGGCAGAGGACAGAGAGGCGGCCGUGGAAGGGGCCGCGGCCCAUCAUCAUGA